UCAAACAAGCACCACAACAUCAGGGAUACCGCUAACACUGCUAUUGCCCCUGUGGUGGCAGCGACUGACCGAUGGCUCUGCUCAAAUCUGGCUGGCUCUGGAGACAGUCUUCAAUCCUCAAACGCUGGAAGCUGAACUGGUGUGACCUCUGGAUAGAUGGGAGCUUUGUUUUUUACACAUCUGAAUCCAGGAGAGACUAUGAGACCAAAGCGAAUCUAAAGAGCGCCUGUGUGAAUGUGAAGUCUGGUCUGGAGUGUGCAGGUGUGUGUCCACCUGAGAGUCACCCGAGAGAGAAUCUGUUGGUUGUCUACCUGAGGGAUGGCUCUAUGCUGAUCCUGUGUGCCAACAGUGAAGAUGAGGCACUGGCCUGGAAACUCACACUCAUGGAGGCCAAAAGAAAUCCAGUUUUCACAUACAAUCCCUAUGACGAUACUUACCAGACCGUUCCCAUUGACAGUCAUAAUGCGGUUUACAUCAUGCCAGGUGCAGGUUGUGGAGGGACUCAGCAUGUCUGGGUGCACAGAAACACCGAUGACAGUUUUGGAGAGCAGAUUGCGUUGGGACUCCUGGCUGGAAUGGCUGCAGGUGCAGCGAUGCGUUCACUUCUAUGGAUGCCCUUCUGGUUCUGCUGAGGGCCAGUCGGGGAGCAGGAGGUUCACUGGAAAUCCAGCGGGAUGAAAGAAUAGACUGGAAGAGUCGUCCAUAAAGCUCAGCGAUAGCAAACGCUCUUGUUCCUGCAUAUAAAUAUGGAAAUAUGAGAAUAGCUGCAGCUGUUUUCAACAACUCUGAAAUCACGACGUCACUCUGUAGGCCAAAACGCGGAAGUGAGUUAGCAUUUUAGCACUCUCGGUUCCCUCGCUUUAAAGCUCUAAGCCUAUGGGAUUUUUGAAUGGGUUUUUGCUAAACCGCCUGAAAUAAGGUCUGUGGUGAACAAAGCCUCUAAAU
Messenger RNA from Pimephales promelas (fathead minnow), 945 nucleotides. It is a transcript of the gene plekhb1, whose product is annotated as pleckstrin homology domain containing B1. NCBI's taxonomy places the organism in Eukaryota, Metazoa, Chordata, Actinopteri, Cypriniformes, Leuciscidae. Gene Ontology annotation, cellular component: membrane. The record is from RefSeq and is a predicted model, not a curated record. Gene Ontology annotation, biological process: regulation of cell differentiation.